This is a messenger RNA of Lycium ferocissimum, 1656 nucleotides long. RefSeq names its product type III polyketide synthase A. The record is from RefSeq and is a predicted model, not a curated record. Gene Ontology annotation, molecular function: acyltransferase activity, transferring groups other than amino-acyl groups. NCBI's taxonomy places the organism in Eukaryota, Viridiplantae, Streptophyta, Magnoliopsida, Solanales, Solanaceae. The transcript has 2 exons. Bases 120 to 1403 code for a protein of 427 amino acids. Gene Ontology annotation, biological process: polyketide biosynthetic process.
GCAUCCCUUAAGCAUGUACUAGUUUUAAAUUUUGUCAUGCCAUAAGUUUUCUCCACACAAUUAUACCAACUUUUCUCCAACAAUGAAUUUAGCUCUCCAUUUAUACUUCUUCAUCCAUCAUGUUUGAAACAGUCUCAUACCAAAGAUCUCAUCAUAACAGCAGCAAUCUCAAGUCACAUACUCUCAGCGUAAUUGCAAAUUUAGCCAAUAUGUCACAGAACAACAAGAAUGUUAAUGGUGCAUCUAACCACUCUUUUCAACCAUCACGGCGCCUUCCUACUCCGGGAAAAGCCACUAUUCUUGCAAUGGGCAAAGCUUUCCCUCCACAACUUGUCCCUCAGGAUUGCUUGGUUGAAGGCUACAUUCGCGAUACCAACUGUCAAGAUUUGGCAAUUAAGGAGAAAUUAGAGCGCCUUUGCAAAACUACUACUGUGAAGACAAGAUACACAGUGAUGUCAAAGGAAAUUUUGGAGAAGUAUCCAGAACUAGCAACUGAAGGCACACCAACAAUCAGGCAAAGGCUAGAAAUUGCGAAUCCAGCAGUUGUUGAAAUGGCAAAACAAGCAAGCCAAGCUUGCAUCAAGGAAUGGGGAAGAUCAACUGAUGAAAUCACUCAUAUUGUUUACGUUUCUUCAAGCGAAAUACGCUUACCAGGAGGUGAUCUUCACCUUGCUACAGAGCUCGGAUUGAGGUGUGACAUUGGACGCGUAAUGCUAUAUUUUUUGGGAUGUUAUGGUGGUGUCACAGGGCUUAGAGUUGCCAAAGAUAUAGCUGAAAACAAUCCAGGAAGCAGAGUUUUGUUGACAACUUCUGAAACUACUAUUCUUGGGUUUAGGCCACCAAAUAAUGCUAGGCCAUAUGAUCUUGUUGGUGCUGCACUUUUCGGGGACGGAGCUGCUGCUGCUAUAAUUGGAACUGAGCCAAUUGUGGGAAAAGAAUCCCCUUUCAUGGAGCUGAAUUUUGCAACUCAGCAAUUCUUGCCAGGGACAAAGAACGUGAUCGAUGGGCGACUUACUGAAGAAGGGAUAAACUUCAAGUUAGGGAGGGACCUUCCUGAGAAAAUUCAGGACAACAUUGAGGAAUUCUGCAAGAAAUUGAUAGCAAAAAAAGGUGAUCAAAAAGGGGAAACUAAGUACAAUGACUUGUUUUGGGCUGUACAUCCGGGCGGACCGGCUAUACUUAACAGAUUGGAGAACACACUGAAGUUACAAAGUGAUAAAUUGGAUUGUAGCAGAAGGGCAUUGAUGGAUUUUGGGAAUGUGAGUAGCAAUACUAUAUUCUAUGUGAUGGAGUAUAUGAGGGAAGAGUUGAAGAAUAAGAAACAUGGUGGUGAAGAAUGGGGACUUGCUUUAGCAUUUGGUCCUGGAAUUACCUUUGAAGGCAUCCUCCUUAGGAGUCUCUAAGACUAUAAUAUCAUGUUAUGACUUAAUAAGUUUGUUUAACUUUUAAGAUAUUAGGUUGUUCAUUUUCUUUGUAUUGUCUUUAGACAGAACAAAGAUGUUUCACUUUUUAUUUUUAUUUUUAUUUCUAUAUGAAGCUGAAAUAAGAAAGACAUGAGUUCAUAACUCAUGCAAUUUUUAAGUUGUUGGAACUAUGGAAGAAUGUCACGUGACAAAUGAAAGAAAACUAAUGGAGAAAGUUUGUUAAAUUUGUCCA